AUGAUCUUCCAUCUCAUCUCUUUAUUCGUUGUUUUUCUUCAAUCGCUUACUUUUGCUCAAGUACUCGAAUGUCCAUACGGGUGGAAAGAAUUUAUCGGCACGGCUUCAUGCUAUCGUUUUGUUCGUUAUCCGAAAGCCAACUAUGAUAACGCUGCUGCUCUUUGUCAGACAAGUCUAUUGAGUGUUGAAUCGUUACCGGAACAUUUAUUCGUGCAAGAUUGGCUAAAUACCCAUGAUCCGUCAACACAACGUUGGAUGACAAGUGGUCGGCGUAAUGGACCAUUCUGGCAAUGGGUGAAAUCUACAGGUUUAUUGAAUCUUCAAUUCGAUCAAGGAUGGCUACCACGAACGGAACAAGAACAACGCAUACGAUCAUUUCUAGUCUAUGCUUAUCAAAGUGGUCAAUGGGGUUGGUUGCCUUAUGAUAUUUCACCAGCGGAGAAUCUUCCAUUCGUUUGUGAAGUUCCUAUACGUGAUACAUAUGGUGUUAUGACAAAUUAUCGAGGCAUAGAAUACGGUUUACCAUCGAACAUUGAACAACGAUUUGUUCCUCGUGCACCCAAAUUCUUUGAACAGCCACAAGAUCAGGAAUUUGGUCGCAUCGAUCAAAUUACAUUGGGUAGUGGUAGUACAUUUGGUAUCAGCAAGUUAUCGAUAUCAAUUGUUGUAACACUAACAUGCCGAGCUGAUGCUUAUCCUGUUGCGGAUUAUUAUUGGUUUCGAAUGACCAGUGGUGCGAUAUCAGAGGCAGUACUUGUCAAUCUAAACGAUCCACGAUAUUUCCAACACGGUGGAAAUUUAAUGAUUAAUAAUCCAACAAGUGAUGAUAGUGGUACAUAUUUCUGCAAAGCAAACAAUUACUUUGGCACUGCCAUUAGUAACCGUGUUUAUUUACGUGAAAUCACAUUGGGUCAAUUCGAGAAACGUGAACGGCCAAAAGUCAUUGCCGACGGCCACCGUGAUGCAAUUCUCGAUUGUUUAUAUAAGAAUACCAAUACCGGAGAUCUAAGAUACGCAUGGUUCAAAGGCGCUAUCAAUCAAAAAGUUCAACAGACAGCCGAACGUUUCAUAUCGCGCAAUGGAAAUUUAUAUUUCUCUCGUGUAACAGAUGGCGACUCUGGAAAAUACUACUGUGCUGUUCAAGCCGAAAAUUUCAAUCUGCGCUACUUGCCAUCCCAAACCAGUGAAGGAACAGAGUUAGAUGUUCGCUCAACAUUUGGCCAAGAACGCAGUCCGCGUAUCUUUCCGAACUUUCCACAUGUUUUCCCGACGACACGUUUGCCCAAAUUGGGUGAGAAUGCAUCGAUCGAAUGCAUUGCCGAAGGUUAUCCUGUUCCGAGCUAUCGAUGGUUUCGUGAAGAUGAAUUCGGUAAUUUGUAUCCUUUACAAAGCAAAGCAAUUCUAAUGAAUUUCAAUCGCGAAUUAAUCAUUCCAAACUUACAACGUGACGACAUAGGUUUAUAUCGUUGUGAAGCAUCGAAUACUCGUUCUGUUGUUUAUCAAUCUGUCUCAUUACAAAUACAAAUCGAUCCAGUUUUCGUUGUACCACUUGAUGAUCAAGUGCUCGAUAUUGGCACAACUCUCUCAUGGUAUUGCGAAGCGUACCCGAAUGACAUAAAUCAAUUACGUUAUUCAUGGUUCAUCAAUGGAACUGAGAUCUUCUGGGAUCGUUUGACUUUAGCUCAGCAGCAACGCUUGACUAUUACCAAUAAUCUUCUGAUGAUUAAUAACGUUCAGCCGUUUGAUAACGGCAUUUAUCAAUGUGCAGCAACAAAUACCCAAAACAAUGUUCAACGUUUCAGUGCAGCCGAGUUACGCGUGAUUACAUUAGCGCCCACAUUCGGUAAAAAUACAAUGGUGUCAACAUUACGAUCAACUGUUGGAGGAUUAGUCACCAUUAUUUGUAAUCCGGAAGGUGCACCCAGACCAGAAAUACGAUGGUUUAAAAAUAAUGUACCAUUAGCAGUGGGUGGAAAUAUACAAGUGUUUCCGAACGGGAAUUUAGCAAUUACGAAUAUUCAAUUGCCAGACGCCGGUAACUAUUCGUGUGUAGGAAGGAAUAUCUAUGGUGAAGCGCAACAAAGUACCUUUGUGUAUGUCAUGCCAGAAGGCACGACAAUUAUUUCCACACCAGGUGGCCGAGAUGUCAUUGUGAACCAAACAAUCAUUAUUCCAUGCGAUGCUCGUUCAAUGAACCAGAUGGAUUUGACAUUUUACUGGCGGUUCAAUAAUGAAAUUCUAAAUAUUGAUAACAGACGUUUCCGACAAGAUAAUCCUGAUCGUCCUGGUGAUUUACGCGUUGUUCAAGCUCAAUACGGCAAUGCAGGACGAUAUACAUGCGUGGCACAAACGACUGUCGAUGAAAAGUCCUCAUCUUAUCAACUGAAUGUCUUUGGACCGCCAGGGCCCAUGGCUGGCGUACGGUGCACUCAACCAUUUCAACGCCAAGUGACCUUAUCUUGGGUUGUGGGUAGCGAUCACGGUGCUCCGAUCUUACAUUUUACUGUUGAAUCGUUGUCCAAUCAUCGAUCGUGGUGGGUCUUCCAUGGAAAUUUCACUCUUCCCAUUCCUGCAAACAAAGUUGUGACAAUGACUUUAACUGGCUUAUCAGCAUUUACAGAUUAUCGUUUCCGUAUACUUGGAACAAAUAUGUACGGAGCCGGUGAACGAUCCGAAGUUUCACCGCCGUGUGUUACACAGCCCGAUGUUCCAGGUGUAGCCCCAGCACAGUUGAAUGGUGGUGGUGGUAAAGUGGGCGACUUACGCGUUACUUGGGAUCCAUUACCAAUGGAUUUUUGGAAUGGACCCAAUCUAACCUAUCGAAUCUAUGUACAAAAACAAGGAGAAAAUCGGCAACAAACGUAUACUGUACUUGAUCCCCUUCGGAACUUCUUCAUUACACAUCUUUCGGAUAAACUCUACUAUUUUCCAUACAAUGUGCGUAUUUCGGCAGUCAAUGCCCUUGGCGAAGGACCUGUUUCUGGAAAUAUCACUAUACGUUCAGCUGAAGAACGUCCAGCACGACAAGUUCUCAAUGUCAAAUGCAACCCAUACAAUAGUACGGCGAUGACCGUCACUUGGGAUAUGAUCGAUGAAAAUGAUUUUGCUGUUUUACGUGGUCGUCUACUCGGUUAUAAUGUUCGUUAUUGGCGUAAAGGUAUUGACGAACUUGAGAACUACUGGGAACGUCGUUUUCCCGGUCAACGAUCUCGUGCUAUUAUAAUUGGCCUGGAAUCCAAUAUCGAAUAUGACAUACGUGUGUCUGUUUUCACACAAUUCGGUGAUGGGCCUGAAAGUAGUAUAUUUUCACAUCGAACAUUCCGUCUACCACCGCAACUUCCACCACAAUAUGUAUCUAUUCGACAACCAGUGCGAGAGAAAGAUCGACGCGUGAGGUUAUUUGGUGAACUUUACAUGUAUAAACUCGAAGUUGAAUGGCGAGGUAUAUCUACAUCCUCUGAUGAAGAGCCUUUAGAAGGCUACAUGGUUAAAGUUUGGGAACAUUAUCAGUCCAUUCGAAAUGCUUCAAUUUAUUACGUUGAUGGAUCGAAAUACAAAGUGACAAUCGAUAACUUGUAUAAGAAUCGCAAUUAUAAAUUACGUGUACAAGCCUGGUCACUUGGUGGUGAAGGAAAGUAUUCAUCACCCGAGAGAGAAUUCCGAUUCGAUGACAACGGACGACUGUUAAUACUCUACAAUCCAGAUACCAGUCUGCUUUAUCACAAUAUGUCUAGCAAAUCAUAUCCGUCCUUGAGUAUGGCGUUUAUCUUACUCAUGGUGUUUUGUUUACUUAAAUAG
Adineta ricciae is the source of this 3798-nucleotide messenger RNA. The record is from the annotation of a GenBank genome assembly. NCBI's taxonomy places the organism in Eukaryota, Metazoa, Rotifera, Eurotatoria, Adinetida, Adinetidae.